Messenger RNA from Geodia barretti, 2897 nucleotides. The record is from the annotation of a GenBank genome assembly. Lineage: Eukaryota; Metazoa; Porifera; Demospongiae; Tetractinellida; Geodiidae.
UUGAAAUAAAAGUCGCAAUCGAUGACCGCCUGCGGUCGCGGGCUCCUGCCGAGUGUGUGAUGGAUUGGUGUCUAUUUCUUCUGUUUCUCUGGUUGUGUGUAGUAACGCAGGGACAGAGUGAAGAUAAUGACCAGCGUUUCUACCUCACGGUAACGAAGUAUGAAGGCGAUUUGACACUAGCACAGUGCAAAAACGCCGAGUGCUUGAGACGAGAGGAUCAGGGCCCCAGCGAACUGAAGUGUAUGUGCGAAGAUGAGUUCAAUAAAGCCGAGCGCUUGCGAGCAGAGUGCGGGGACGGCGGAAGAAACGAGAGUGCAGUACAGCUGCUGGCGCUUGAGAAUCUACCGGACAAACUAGGGUUUUGUGCUCGAGCGUUUGCCAACCUUGGCUACUGUAUUCAGACCGUCAGCAACGACACUGGGCCCAAUAAUGCAACUUACAGUGAUAGCGAACUGAAGGCUAAAAUAUCCAACAUUGCAGUUUUUGCCAGUGAAUUUUGGAAUCUUUUAGACCGGACUCUAGUGGGUGUGUACUUGUCCAGUGACCAGCAGAGAGAUAUCUGCAAAGGUGCAUAUGACGAGUGGUUGUGCUCCAUAUCACUGUCACUAUAUUCUGCCAAUGGUUCUGAGCUAGUAAAACCCUGCCUCAGUGUGUGUACAAGAGUGGUUCAACAGUGUCCCUACUACCUACCCUCAAAGUUCCAGGAUGGUGCCGACGACGAGAUUAUAUAUGGAGGAUACCCUGUCUUCGACUGUCCAGAAACUCGCAUAGUGAGUGAGUAUAAUGGUGUCUCCACGUCAUGUGGUAAUAAUAUGAGCUGCCCGGCAAUUCCCUAUAGCCUAGAACCAGACUGUAUCGGUCGCGAUGGAGCCACUCACAAUUUCUCCUCUGAAAUACUAGUCAUAAUAUUCCUAUUUAUACUCUCCAGUGCUCUGGAAUUUUAACACCUGCAUGAUUUAUUCCAAAGGUCUACAUUUCUACCUGAUUUUUAUACAAAAUUAUAAACUAAGCAAAAGUUUUCUGAUUUGUUCUGGAGGUUGGGGAAACAAUGAUUUGACAACUUCUUCGCCUUUUUCGGUGGUCACCGCUGCAUAUAUGGAUUCGUAGGUCUGGCAAAAAUGUUCGAAAGCUUUCUGCUGGACUGCGUUGCGAAGGUGGGCGCUAGCAAGGAGCUUACACUGCGGCAACUGGUACUGAUCUGGGGCCGAAAUGACAGGAGACAAUAGUUGAGGGGUUGUGUUGAGACUUUCGAAACUCUCGUCUGUGAGCUUGUUGUGGGAGAGGGAGGAGCGGAACUCUGUGAACCCCACGACCUCCGAGAGAUGGUCGGACUGCUCCGACGUGACUGUGUCCAUGUGUGCCUGCAUCUGCUGUUCCAGGGAUUCUACCUGUCGGUCGGUGAACUCGUACAGAGACACUGUGCUCUGGACAAGAUAGAGCGAGUUUACGAGGUAGACUGCUCGAUCGAGUCGACUCAAUGGUGCCACUGCGUCGUUGCACGACUGAAUCAGUGGAUCGAUGCACGUUGUGAGAAUGAGCAAAAGUUGCUGCUCGUGGUUGCCACUCCCAAGCGAGGUCAGGUCCUGCGAGGAAAGUAUACUCUGGAGCAACGAGAGAAUCUCCCCAACUUUCGGAGAGGGUGAGAGAUCUGGUAGAGGUGCUUCAAUACCCUCGAGGAUUUUCGCAGUCUGGGCAUUGAGGGCGCUGAAAAACAUCUUGGAUUGGAGAUCUGUGAGGUCAGUGAGGGUUUUGACCAUAGGUGCUGUGUCUUUGAGUAAGCCUUGGAAGACGCCAUUGUAGUACCGCAAGAGGUUGACCAGCUUGUAGGCAAGAACUGGGUGUCUGGUCGAGACGAUUACUUGCUCCACGCGAGUGUGGAGAGGCCUACAGCAGCCCUCCGUGACCAUGCUCAGGAUGGGGAGAGACUGCUCCGUGUCGUGCUCGGACAAGAGGCUGGCCACGUGAUCAUUCUCCGUGGCAAUCGCCUGGUGUAACCAACCAAACAUGUAGCCGCAGUACCUCACCGGAUCAUGAGAGUGUAGUUCAAUGGGUCUCCCUGUGCUUCUGUCACGAGUCAGAGCGUCGAUAAAGCUACGAACUAACGCCAUCCUACGGGCAAUGCUAUACUCAUCUAUGCAAUACUGAAAGAGAAUCGGGCGCUCUUUCAGCUCCUUAAGGGCUUUUCGCAGGGUGGAAUUGAUUUCGGGGAAUUCGGCGUUCAUGGUGCGGCACUGCCCCUGGCACCAGUGGUACAAUCGCUCGUAGGCCGUCUCAAGGUGCAUUGCCAUUGAUUCCAUGAUCUCCAGGCCUGCCCGCUGCUGGCUGGUGCGUAGGAGAACCUUGCAGUCCUGGUGGAUCCCCCGCACACGCUCCAUGGCAGCGAAAAAUCGAUCGUCGAUCGUCGUGGCUUGAGCUCGGUAGCUCCCGCAUAGUGCCUCGGACUCCUGGGGCAUGAGUUGAAAUUUUCCCAGAAAUGCCGACACUACUAGAGACUGCAUUUCUAGCUCCCUGUUCUUGGACUGGAGCUCCGACGUCUCCUUCAGGAGGUUGGACGUGUGAGUUUUGGCGGCCCCCAGCCUCGUCUGCAUGUUAUCACAGCACUUCUUCAUGUCCGAAGCUUCCUUCUGUAGGCUCUGCACUUGCUGCACGAGCGUUUGUAGACACUGCACGAAGUUGUCGUUCAGCCCCAGACACCGUUUCUCCAGGUCGCUGCGGAGAUUUCGUCUCGCCUGAAGCGUGUUCUUGUCGAGGAAGCCGGAGAGCACGCCCAGCGCCUCCAGCGUUUCUUUGUCGUUGUCUAGGUUGCUCUCCAGUAUCUUGUGGAGUUUUUUUGAGAGUGGAUUCUGCUGCGUCGUUGUGCUAGGCGCUGCUGUAGAGCUUGCGGAUGAGCUUGGAGA